UAUCUGUCUAUCCCUCUCUUCCAUCUCUUCUCUCUCUCUUUCUCUCCUCUCUUCACGUUUCCUGUCAGGUCUCUUCUUCGUCGAAUCCGAAGAAGAGAGAUCGACGAUGGCCAUCGCCAACGGCACCGCCGAGGGCUUCGUGGUGAGCUUCGGCGAGAUGAUCAUCGACUUCGUGCCGACGGUGGCUGGCGUGUCGCUGGCCGAGGCCCCGGGGUUCGUGAAGGCCCCCGGCGGCGCCCCGGCCAACGCCGCGAUCGCGGUGGCCAGGCUUGGCGGCCAUGUGGCCUUCAUCGGGAAGCUCGGCGCCGACGAGUUCGGGUUCAUGCUGGCCGCGAUCCUCAAGGAUAAUGGGGUCAAUGAUAAGGGCGUGGUCUUCGACGACACCGCGAGGACGGGUCUCUCCUUUGUGACGCUUCGGAACGACGGCGAGCGUGACUUCAUGUUCUACCGCAAUCCAAGCGCCGACAUGCUGCUUAGAGAAUCCGAGCUCAAUCUAGAUCUCGUUAGAAGGGCUACAAUUUUUCACUAUGGAUCGAUAAGCCUGAUUGAAGAGCCUUGCCGGUCGACUCAGUUGGCGGCGAUGGAGAUAGCAAAGAAGGCAGGGGCAUUGCUCUCUUUCGACCCAAAUCUCCGUCUACGACUCUGGGAAUCCCCAAAGGAUGCACAGGCUCUUAUCAUGAGGAUUUGGAAGCAAUCCAACAUCAUUAAGGUCAGUGAUGCCGAGGUUGAGUUCCUGACCAACAAGGACGCAGUCGAAGAUGAUGCUGUUAUGAGCCUGUGGCACCCGGAAUUGAAGCUUUUGCUGGUGACUCUUGGGGGGAAGGGAUGCAAAUACUACACCAAGGACUUUCGAGGGACUGUCAAAGGGAUUGCUGUGAAGCCAGUCGAUACGACGGGGGCCGGCGAUGCAUUCGUCGGUGCAAUGCUUAGAAAGAUCGCUGAUGACCAAUCUACACUGCAAGAUGAGAAGAAACUGACGGAAGUGCUGAGAUUUGCCAAUGCCUGUGGAGCUAUAACGACAACCAAGAGAGGAGCGAUUCCUGCUUUGCCCAAGGAAGCUGAAGUCCUGGAGUUGCUGGAGAGAGAUUAGAACUCUUGAAGAUUUCCUUUUUGUUGUCCAUGUCUCUUUGUUAAGCUUGCUGCAGUCUACCUAGUAGUUCACAAAGGCCAUCCCCUGUCGUUGUUCCCUUCCUUUGUUCUCCUUGUACUCCUCUCUGUGGAAGAAUAUAUGUGUGUUCUAUCAGUUUGCUUGGCAGUAAAAUUCAAGUUGAUCUUUGCAUUGUCGCA
Phoenix dactylifera (date palm) is the source of this 1287-nucleotide messenger RNA. Its product is annotated as fructokinase-1-like. Gene Ontology annotation, biological process: fructose metabolic process. Gene Ontology annotation, molecular function: fructokinase activity. Gene Ontology annotation, cellular component: cytosol. NCBI's taxonomy places the organism in Eukaryota, Viridiplantae, Streptophyta, Magnoliopsida, Arecales, Arecaceae. The record is from RefSeq and is a predicted model, not a curated record.